This is a messenger RNA of Strongylocentrotus purpuratus (purple sea urchin), 4251 nucleotides long. Its product is annotated as NACHT, LRR and PYD domains-containing protein 12-like. The coding region runs from base 10 to 4251 and encodes 1413 amino acids. NCBI's taxonomy places the organism in Eukaryota, Metazoa, Echinodermata, Echinoidea, Camarodonta, Strongylocentrotidae. The record is from RefSeq and is a predicted model, not a curated record. The transcript has 16 exons.
UCUUACACCAUGGGUGGAUUCUGCUUUCUCUACCUGCUCCUGAUCCUCUUGAUGAGAUCUGGUGAUGUUGAAACCAAUCCAGGUCCUAACACUGCAGAAAGUACUGUCAGUGAAAUGGAGUUCCUGAAGCUGGCCCAGGAUAUCGAUCCAUCUUACUACUACAAUGUAGGGAUAUCUCUAGGGUUCUCCCAUGCUCAGCUUAAGGCAAACCUGAUUGAGAAUUCGAAGAACUUCAAAGAUGCCUUUAUGGAUGUCUUUAUGAAAUGGAAUGUCAAGCAGCAACCUCCACACUCAAACAAACGACAGCUUUUGGCAGACAAACUACAAGAGAUUGACUUGGGUGGCCUAUCAGACGGAUUACUUGAUGGACCUCCAUUUCCAAAGAUCACAGGAGGGCCAUCAAGACCAUCAGAAUCACAGUCCAAACAACUUUCUCCUGAACUGGUUGAGCAGUGUGCAAAUGAUUUCAAGUUCAAUUACAGGUCAACUCUCUGUAAGAUCAGAGCUGAUCCUCUCAAGCCUUCUUCACUUGUGGGUUUUGAAAAACUACACACAAAUCUUGUAUUGGAAGAAGAGGAUGGAACUGGCAAGCAAAUAAUAGAUUACAACAAUUUUAUUGAUCUCAAAGUCAAUGGAGAGUUCCCCAAGCGGAUCUUGGUUCAGGGAGAGGCAGGGGCUGGAAAAACUACAUUUUGUGCUAAGAUUGCCUGGGACUGGAUUGAAGGGAGGCAUUUCAGUCACUUUGUGUGGGUCUUGAUCGUUCCUCUACGUAAAUUUAAGCAACACACUAUUGGCGAGAUUGCAAAGUCUUAUCUGGCCAAAAACAAUCCAGCAAAGGUUUCUCAGAUAACUGAGUAUAUCCGGUCAAAUCCUAACAAGGUAUUUAUCGCAUUAGAUGGGCUAGACGAAUUAAGUGGCAAAUUCAUGAAGACAAAAUCUUGCGAAUCACAACCUUCUUAUCAUAUGCAACCUCAGCCAUCACAGCAAAGUGUCACCCUCUCAGAGGCAUGUCGAAGCUCAUCUGAGACUGAUGACAUUGGACUUGAAGAUAUUCUUUGUUCAGAUCAACUUGCCUCUUGCCCAGUCUUGGUGACCACUCGCCCAUGGAGAGCAGUAGAGAUUAGAUCAGAUGGUGAUCUAAUGAAGCUCUACACAUUCAUUCAUGUUGAGGGUUUCAACAGAGAGAAUUUGUCAGUUUACAUUCACAAAUACUUUCCAAAGGAUGAGGAUAAAGCAAAUCGGCUUAUCCAGUUCAUCAGUGAGAAUGAUGUCAUAUCUGAAAACAUGGCCCACUUUCCUAUAUAUGUAGCCAUGUUGUGUCUUAUGUGGAAAGAACGUGACAAGCAAAAACUAAAGGAAAUGAAAUCAUUGAAAACCUUUUCUCAGAUUUUCAAAGAAAUGAUUGCCUUUCUAAAAGAACAUUAUGCUCAGAAAGAGGUGAAUAAAGUAGGCAGCUCGUCACUUAUUGCCUAUUUGAAAGAUAUUGAGGAGCUCCUUGGACCUAUUGCCAAACAGGCCCUCAAUGGUCUGCUAGAAAAUACAUUGGUUUUCGGUGAAGAUGAUUUCGAAGUAUGCCCAGAAUCCAAGGACACUGCUUGCAGGGUCGGGAUUUUGUCUCAGGAGGACAGAAUUACUGCUGACACGGAUACACAUGAGAGGAAUUCUCAUGUGCAAUUGCCAGUUUUCUUCCCUCACAAACUGUUUCAGGAGUACAUGGCUGGAGUCCAUCUUGCUUCCCUAUAUGAGUCAGAUCGUGAUGAAUUCAACAGGCUGAUUGAUCAAAUAGUGCUGCCAAAGGAGGAGGAGUUUAAGUAUCUCCUGUACUUCACUGUGUCACAGAACAAAAGUAUUGCAACCUAUGUAAUUAACUCUAUGCUUCAAGAACUAUCGGUAAAGGCUUCUAAGAUAGAGAUAGAUUUCAUUGUUGAUGUAGCUUUUGAGAGUCAGGACCCAGAUGUUGCAGCCUUGGUGAAGGACAGGGUUUCUUCAUUGAAUAUUGAGGUGGCCAUAUCCCCAUACACGACAGCACACACUGUAGCUGGUUAUGCUUUCAUUGGACCACAUGUGGUUGAACUCGGUAGAGAGAGAGAUUGUGGACCUACCAUGUCACUUGAUGUGGCAGACAUAAUAUCAUGCUCCAUGCCAUCCUUGAAGAAAGCUUCUCUAUCAGGUGCAUUCCAUCAGUGUUUUUUUGAAACACUUGCAAGGAAAGAAAGAGAAUCAAAGACUCUCGAGCUUGAUGAUCACCAGUGUCCCACACCAGCCACAUCACAUCACCUAGCAGAAGCACUGUGUUCUAUGCCAAACCUGACUGACCUGGAACUCAAGGGAGGGGAUCUCAAUGAGGAGUUCUUCUCUACAUUGAAAGCAAAGGCACCAUUCAUUCAGGUCCAGACUCUCGACCUGACUAAACACCAGUGUCCCACACCCGCCUCGUCACAUCACCUAUCAAAGGCACUGUGUUCUAUGCCACACUUGACUGACUUGACACUCGAUGGAGGGGAUUUACGUGAGGAGUUCUACUCUACAUGGAAAGAAAACGCACCAUCCAUGAAGGUCCAGACUCUCAAGCUGACUAAUCACCAGUGUCCCACACCAACCUCGUCACAACACCUAUCAGAGGCACUGUGUUCUAUGCCACACUUGACUGACUUGACACUCGAUGGAGGGGAUUUACGUGAGGAGUUCUACUCUACAUUGAAAGCAAAGGCAUCAUCCAUAAAGGUCCAGACUCUCGACCUGACUAAACACCAGUGUCCCACACCCGCCUCGUCACAUCACCUAUCAAAGGCACUGUGUUCUAUGCCACACUUGACUGACUUGACACUCGAUGGAGGGGAUUUACGUGAGGAGUUCUACUCUACAUGGAAAGCAAACGCACCAUCCAUGAAGGUCCAGACUCUCGACCUGACUAAUCACCAGUGUCCCACACCAACCUCGUCACAACACCUAUCAGAGGCACUGUGUUCUAUGCCACACUUGACUGACUUGACACUCGAUGGAGGAGAUUUACGUGAGGAGUUCUACUCUACAUUGAAAGCAAAGGCAUCAUCCAUGAAGGUCCAGACUCUCAAUCUGACUAAUCACGAGUGUCCCACACCAGCCUCGUCACAUCACCUAUCAGAGGCACUGUGUUCUAUGCCACACUUGACUGACUUGAGACUCGAUGGAGGGGAUUUACGUGAGGAGUUCUACUCUACAUUGAAAGCAAAGGCACCAUCCAUAAAGGUCCAGACUCUCAAGCUGACUAAUCACCAGUGUCCCACACCAGCCUCGUCACAACACCUAUCAGAGGCACUGUGUUCUAUGCCACACUUGACUGACUUGACACUCGAUGGAGGAGAUUUACGUGAGGAGUUCUACUCUACAUUGAAAGCAAAGGCAUCAUCCAAAAAGGUCCAGACUCUCAAGCUGACUAAUCACCAGUGUCCCACACCAACCUCGUCACAACACCUAUCAGAGGCACUGUGUUCUAUGCCACACUUGACUGACUUGAGACUCUAUAAAGGGGAUUUACGUGAGGAGUUCUACUCUACUUUGAAAGCAAAGGCAUCAUCCAUAAAGGUCCAGACUCUCAAGCUGACUAAUCACCAGUGUCCCACACCAACCUCGUCACAACACCUAUCAGAGGCACUGUGUUCUAUGCCACACUUGACUGACUUGAGACUCUAUAAAGGGGAUUUACGUGAGGAGUUCUACUCUACUUUGAAAGCAAAGGCAUCAUCCAUAAAGGUCCAGACUCUCGACCUGACUAAACACCAGUGUCCCACACCCGCCUCGUCACAUCACCUAUCAGAGGCACUGUGUUCUAUGCCACACUUGACUGACUUGACACUCGAUGGAGGGGAUUUACGUGAGGAGUUCUACUCUACAUGGAAAGCAAACGCAUCAUCCAUGAAGGUCCAGACUCUCGACCUGACUAAACACCAGUGUCCCACACCCGCCUCGUCACAUCACCUAUCAGAGGCACUGUGUUCUAUGCCACACUUGACUGACUUGAGACUCUAUGAAGGGGAUUUACGUGAGGAGUUCUACUCUACAUUGAAAGCAAAGGCAUCAUCCAUAAAGGUCGAGACCCUCAAGCUUGAGGAUCACAAGUGUCCCACACCAGCCUCGUCACAAAACCUAUCAGAGGCACUGUGUUCUAUGCCACACUCGACUGUCUUGACACUCGAUGGAGGGGAUUUACGUGAGGAGUUCUACUCUACAUGGAAAGCAAAGGCAUCAUCAAUAAAGGUAUUUGUGUACUAA